CUCGUUUUGAUAACAGAAGGAAGCAGGCAAAAUUUUACAUCAAUAUAUUGGCGUAGUUAGAGGUCAGGACGAAAUUUUUCCAACUGUAAAUCAAUUGAUACAUGUUAAAUCGUUUUUUUGAGUAUUCGCAAUAUCGUGAAUCGUAAGAAUGGGUUUAAUUCCAAAAAUUACGUUUGGAGAUUACCCAGCUGCAUAUAAUCCCAGAGUGCACGGUCCUUACGAUCCUGCUCGGUACUAUGGAAAACCUGACACUCCUUUCGGCCAAGUAAAAUUAGGAGAGUUGGGUGCUUGGUUUUCGCGACGUGAUAAAUCCGUCAGAGGAGCAGCUGGGUUGUGGAGUAGAGCGUUCUGGAGGUGGCAACACAAGUACGUCCAACCCAAAAGAGUAACUGGUGCCUGGGUUCUUCAAACAAUAGUUCCAAUGAUGAUGUUCAUGUAUUCCAUAAACUUCGGCAAAAAAUUGGUUCAUCGUCAUCACAAAUAUCAUUAAAAGCUACGUUGAAUUACAUAGCUGUGCGCAGAGGUUCGAAGAUGCUGUUGGUAAAAUAGUAAUAGUAUAUAACGAGAUGGUUUUAUUCGUAAUAUUUCAGUUAAAUAUGUGAGUAGUAAUUUAAAAUAAAAUUAUUCCGCGAUCGUU
This is a messenger RNA of Planococcus citri (citrus mealybug), 637 nucleotides long. RefSeq names its product ATP synthase, subunit F (gene ATPsynF). Gene Ontology annotation, biological process: proton motive force-driven mitochondrial ATP synthesis. The record is from RefSeq and is a predicted model, not a curated record. The transcript has 4 exons. NCBI's taxonomy places the organism in Eukaryota, Metazoa, Arthropoda, Insecta, Hemiptera, Pseudococcidae. Gene Ontology annotation, molecular function: proton-transporting ATP synthase activity, rotational mechanism. Bases 149 to 490 code for a protein of 113 amino acids.